ACCUCUGGCUCGGCUUCCAAAUCCAAACGGCCGUGGGCUCGCCUCAGGCCACUUCGGUCCCUCCUCGAGCUCCAUCCGAUCCUCCCUCCCCGUCGUGCCGGCAUCGCGCGCAGGGAGGACCGGCCGGACGGCCGGCCCGCCCGCCCGCCGCCAUGCCGGGAUCGCCCAAGGUCUUCUUCGCCUCCUCCGCCUCGCGCCGCUCCGGGUCGCUGCGCCGGCUGCUCUCGACGCCGGUCUUCUCCGCGGCCUGCCUCCUCUUCGGCCUCGCCGGCUUCGUCGCCGCCGCGCUCGCCCUCUCGCGCUCCCCGUCCGUCACUCACAGCCGCUGCCCCGAUUCCUCGCGCCCGCUCUCCGUCUCAGUCGCGUGGGACCGCAGCCCAGGGGAUGGCUCCGCAGGGGGCUCCGCGGAGCUCCCGGCCUCGCUCGCCACUGGAUCGCGCGGCCGCCACAAGGUCAUGGCCUUCGUCGGGAUCUUCACCGGGUUCGGCUCCAUCGGCCGCCGCCGCGCGCUGCGCCGGACAUGGCUACCCGCGGAUCGCCAGGGUCUACUUCGGUUGGAGGAAGCUACUGGUCUGGCAUUCCGGUUCGUGAUUGGAAAAAGCAAUUCAAAGAACAAGAUGGCCGCUCUUAAUAGAGAAGUUGAAGAAUAUGAUGAUUUUGUGCUUUUAGAUCUCGAAGAGGAGUAUAGCAGGCUCCCGUACAAAACGUUAGCUUUCUUUAAGGCUGCCUAUGCAUUGUUUGAUUCUGAUUUCUAUGUUAAAGCGGAUGAUGACAUUUACUUGCGACCAGAUAGACUUUCCUUGCUUCUGGCUAAAGAGCGGUCACAUCCACAAACAUACAUUGGAUGCAUGAAGAAGGGGCCUGUUUUUACUGAUCCUAAGUUGAAAUGGUAUGAGCCCCAAUCCUUCUUACUCGGAUCAGAAUACUUUCUUCAUGCAUAUGGGCCAAUUUAUGCUUUAUCAGCUGACGUGGUGGCUAGCUUGGUUGCUUUGAGGAACAACAGUUUCCGUAUGUUUAGCAACGAGGACGUUACAAUUGGAUCGUGGAUGCUUGCUAUGAACGUCAACCAUGAGAACACACAUGCGCUCUGUGAACCUGACUGCACGGAGUCUUCAGUUGCUGUUUGGGACAUUCCAAAAUGCUCAGGGCUAUGCCACCCAGAGGUAAAAAUGCUAGAGCUUCAUCAAAGAAAAGAAUGCACAGGUGGUCCAACCGUUGCAGCCGAGGUGUCCGAGUCCGAGGACUGAUGAUUUCUCGGUUGGAACACAAACUAACGGAUCCGAUAGUUGACCUCCGCCCUCACUCAGUAGAUGCGUUUGGAGUAUUCGUUUGAUUCAUUCAUUUAUCAGGUGCAAUCAAUGUGGCAGCGC
Messenger RNA from Zea mays, 1370 nucleotides. Its product is annotated as beta-1,3-galactosyltransferase 6. The record is from RefSeq and is marked validated. NCBI's taxonomy places the organism in Eukaryota, Viridiplantae, Streptophyta, Magnoliopsida, Poales, Poaceae. Gene Ontology annotation, molecular function: galactosyltransferase activity. Gene Ontology annotation, cellular component: Golgi membrane.